Molecule: messenger RNA, 3028 nt
Organism: Aquila chrysaetos chrysaetos
Lineage: Eukaryota; Metazoa; Chordata; Aves; Accipitriformes; Accipitridae
Gene: TUBGCP2
Product: tubulin gamma complex associated protein 2
Exons: 18
Coding region: 69-2756 (895 amino acids)
Biological process (GO): meiotic cell cycle; spindle assembly; mitotic cell cycle
Cellular component (GO): spindle pole; centrosome; gamma-tubulin small complex
Molecular function (GO): microtubule minus-end binding; gamma-tubulin binding
Source: RefSeq, a predicted model, not a curated record
CGCGCGGCCUGCGCUUCCGGGCGCCUGCGGCGGGCACUUCCGGGCGGCUUGUAGCCUCAGGUGGGAGUAUGAGCGAGUUCCGCAUUCACCAUGACGUCAAUGAGUUGCUCAGCCUGCUGCGCGUUCACGGUGGGGAAGGAGCCGAAGUCUACAUUGAUCUACUGCAAAAGAAUCGAACACCUUACGUUACCACGACCGUCUCUGCACACAGCGCAAAGGUAAAACUAGCAGAAUUUUCUCGAACUCCUGAGGAUUUUUUGAAGAAGUAUGAUGAGCUGAAGUCUAAAAAUACAAGACAUCUAGAUUCUUUAGUUUAUCUACUGUCAAAACUCACAGAAGACAAAGAGACACUCCAGUAUUUGCAACAAAAUGCUAAAGAAAGGGCAGAACUUGCAGCAAAUGCAGCAACCAGUGUCAGCACAAAUUUUUCCAUUCCCUCGUCUACUUCCAAGAUAUCUCUGCAGGAGCUCGAGGAGCUACGCAAGCAGCUGGGCAGUGUCACAGCCAACUCCAGUGUACAGCAGCCUCUUGAGCUUACACGAAAAAUCCUCCGAGAUAAGCAGAACAAGAAGAAUUCUGGUCAGCCCAUUCCAGUAUUUCCAUCCUGGGUGUAUGAGAGACCUGCGCUUAUUGGUGAUUUCUUAAUUGGUACCAGUUUAAGCACUGACACAACAGUACCUAUAGGUACUUUGCCAUUAGCCUCCCAAGAAUCCAUGAUUGUGGAGGACUUGCUGUACAUUCUGAUUGGUGUGGAUGGAAGAUACAUCACAGCACAGCCUCUUGUAGGCAGGCAGAACCGAGCAUUUUCAGUUGAUCCAAACUUGGACUUGUCCAUCAAAGAGCUCGUGACCAGGAUUCUUCCUGUAGCAGCAAGUUACUCUGCUGUCACCAGGUUCAUAGAGGAGAAGUCUUCCUUUGAGUAUGGACAGGUAAAUCAUGCUCUGGCUGCUGCUAUGCGGACUCUAAUCAAGGAAUACAUGAUACUAAUUACCCAGUUGGAACAUCUUCAGAGACAGGGACUUCUGUCACUGCAGAAACUCUGGUUUUAUAUUCAGCCCACAAUGAGGACCCUGGAGAUUCUUGCUUCGCUUGCUACUUCUGUGGAUAAAGGUGAGUGUAUGGGAGGAUCAACCCUGAGCUUACUCCAUGACAAGACUUUCAAUUACACGGGGGACAGCCAGGCCCAGGAGCUGUGCCUGUAUUUAACCAAGGCAGCCAGUGUGCCUUAUUUUGAAAUUCUGGAAAAGUGGAUAUAUCGAGGCAUCAUUAAUGAUCCGUACAGUGAGUUCAUGGUGGAGGAACAUGAGCUGCAGAAGGAGAAGAUUCAGGAGGACUAUAAUGACAAGUAUUGGGAUCAAAGAUAUACUGUUGUUCAGCAACAGAUUCCCUCAUUCUUGCAGAAAAUGGCUGACAAAAUACUAAGCACAGGGAAAUAUUUAAAUGUUGUGCGAGAAUGUGGACGGGAUGUUACCUGCCCUGUGGCUAAAGAGGUCAUCUAUACUUUAAAAGAGCGAGCGUAUGUGGAACAAAUAGAAAAAGCAUAUAACUAUGCUAGCAAAGUUCUUCUGGAUUUCCUAAUGGAGGAGAAAGAGCUGGUGGCUCACCUAAGAUCUAUAAAACACUAUUUCCUGAUGGAUCAAGGGGACUUUUUUGUUCACUUCAUGGAUCUCACAGAAGAGGAACUUAAGAAGCCUGUAGAUGACAUCAUAACUACGAGGCUAGAGGCUCUGCUUGAAUUAGCCCUGCGAAUGAGCACAGCCAACACAGAUCCUUUCAAGGAUGAUUUAAAGAUUGACUUGAUGCCUCAUGACCUCAUUACACAGCUCUUGAGAGUAUUGGCCAUAGAAACGAAACAGGAGAAGGCCAUUAUCAGUGCAGACCCCACAGAGCUCACUCUCAGCGGUCUGGAAGCAUUUUCCUUUGACUACAUUGUUAAGUGGCCUCUGUCCCUUAUUAUAAACAGGAAAGCACUGACAAGAUACCAGAUGCUUUUCAGACACAUGUUCUAUUGCAAACAUGUGGAAAGACAGUUGUGCAAUGUUUGGAUCAGCAAUAAGACGGCCAAGCAAUUCUCCCUACAUUCAGCUAAGUGGUUUGCUGGUGCUUUCACACUGCGGCAGCGGAUGCUGAAUUUUGUACAGAAUAUCCAGUAUUACAUGAUGUUUGAAGUGAUGGAGCCAACAUGGCACAUUCUUGAGAAGAACUUGAAGCUGGCAUCUAAUAUUGAUGAUGUCCUGAGCCACCACACAAGCUUCCUGGAUAACUGCUUGAAGGACUGCAUGCUAACCAACCCGGAGCUGCUGAAGAUCUUCUCCAAGCUGAUGUCUGUCUGUGUCAUGUUUACAAACUGCAUGCAGAGGUUCACCCAGAGCAUGAAGCUGGAUAAUGAGAUGGACCGUCUCACCUUAGAGCACGGCACAAUGCUGGGCCCACCAACAGAGGAGGAGCGCGCUGAAGAGACUGCGAAGAAGAAGCUGACUAACAAGCUUUUAGCAGAACAUGCUGACAACCUCCACCUGACAUCUGGCUUCGAAGCAACGAUCAACAAGUUUGAUAGCAAUUUCUCAACACAUCUGCUGGACCUGUUGGACAAACUGAGCAUUUACAGCACCAAUGACUGUGAGCACAGCAUGCUCAACAUCAUCUACAGGUUGGACUUCAAUGGGUUCUACACAGAGCGCCUGGAGCACAUGUCUGCCGAGCGCAGCCAGAAGGCAGCUCCCCUGCUUCCCCACCUGGCUGUACCUGCCCAGUGAAGCCCUGCUGUUGCCCCUUUCAGCCACCCCCUCUUCUGCACCAGCAGAGAACCAGACACUCACUGACUUCAAACUAGUACUCGACCCUCUACAUUGACAGUGCAAGCUGGAAGCAAACCAUAAGGGUUGUCAUAGAGAGACAGGGGAGUACUCAAUCUCCUGAAAUGUACGUAAUGGAUUUUCUCUUCUGAGAGGCUUUUGUUAAGUCCUUUUUUUUUUACUACAUUGUAAAAUGAUGUAUUUGUGUGUUGUAAAAUAAAUAAAAAAUCAGG